This is a messenger RNA of Pseudopipra pipra, 3242 nucleotides long. Its product is annotated as aryl hydrocarbon receptor-like. Gene Ontology annotation, molecular function: protein dimerization activity; nuclear receptor activity; transcription cis-regulatory region binding. Gene Ontology annotation, biological process: regulation of transcription by RNA polymerase II; xenobiotic metabolic process; response to xenobiotic stimulus. Bases 249 to 3134 code for a protein of 961 amino acids. The transcript is spliced from 11 exons. Lineage: Eukaryota; Metazoa; Chordata; Aves; Passeriformes; Pipridae. The record is from RefSeq and is a predicted model, not a curated record. Gene Ontology annotation, cellular component: nucleus; aryl hydrocarbon receptor complex.
CCCCAAAUCCUCCCUUCAGACCCCAAAUCCCCUUCACCCAUCGCCGCCCCAUAUCCCCCCUCACCCCCGCAGUUCCCACUCCCCCUUCAGACCCCAAAUCCCGCUUCUCCACAGCCAAGGUCCCCCCUCCGCAUCCCGCCCCGAUCCCCCCGGCCCCUCCCCUCCCUGAGGGCGGGCCGUUCCCGUUCCCAUUCCCAUUCCCGCCGGCUCUCCCCGAGGGAGCGGCGCCGGGCGCUGCCGGCCGGGCCAUGUACGCGGGGCGCAGGCGGAGGAAGCCGCUGCCGCGGCCGACGCGGCCGGGCGCGGCCGAAGGCGGCAGCUCCAACCCGUCCAAGCGGCACCGGGAGCGGCUGAACCGGGAGCUGGAGCGGCUGGCGGGGCUCCUGCCCUUCCCGCCCGACGUGGUGGCCGGGCUGGACAAGCUCUCGGUGCUUCGCCUCAGCGCCGGCUUCCUGCGCGCCAGGAGCUUCUUCGGCGUGGCUCUGAAGAAUGGUGGUGCCAAAGAGGCGGAGAGGGAUGGAGACUGCGGCAACGGACCCGCUCCAGCCUCGGCAGCCGUGCCGGAGGGAGAGCUGCUCCUACAGGCACUGAAUGGCUUCGUGCUGGUGGUGACAUCAGAAGGGCUGAUAUUUUACUCCUCGCAUACGAUUCAGGACUAUCUGGGAUUUCAUCAGACAGAUGUCAUGCACCAGAGUGUCUUCGAGCUCAUCCACACCGAGGACCAGCCGGAAUUCAGGCGCAACCUCCACUGGGCCCUCAACCCACCACACGCUCCCGAGGGUGAGCCUUCCCCAGGAGGUAAAUGGGGGAAAAGCCUUGGCUCUUCUGCUGUGAUCUACAAGCCGGAUCAGCUGCCCCCAGAAAACUCCUCCUUCCUGGAAAGGAGCUUUGUGUGCCGUUUUCGCUGCCUCCUGGACAAUUCCUCUGGCUUCCUGGCUUUAAACCUGCAAGGCAGGCUGAAAUUCCUUCAUGGGCAGAACAAAAGGUCCGAAGACGGGUCUGCACUGCCCCCCCAGCUCGCUCUCUUCGCCAUCUCCACCCCGCUGCAGCCCCCGUCCAUCCUGCAGAUCCGCACCAAGAACAUGAUCUUCAGGACCAAGCACAAGCUGGACUUCACCCCCUUGGCGUGUGAUGCCAAGGGGAAGAUCGUCCUGGGCUACACGGAGGCGGAGCUGCGGAUGUGCGGCACCGGCUACCAGUUCGUGCACGCCGCCGACACGCUGUACUGCGCCGAGAACCACGUCAGGAUGAUGAAGACGGGGGAGAGCGGGCUGACGGUGUUCCGGCUGCUGACGAAGGAGAACCGCUGGAAGUGGGUGCAGGCCAAUGCUCGGCUCGUCUACAAGAACGGCAAACCCGAGUACAUCGUGGUCACCCAGAGACCCCUCGUAGAUGAAGAAGGAGGAGAGCACCUUCAGAAACGGUCCAUGCAUCUUCCAUUCACCUUUGCCACAGGAGAGGCACUCCUAUACCAAAGUGCAUACCCUCUCCUGGGCUUCCCUGAUCCUUUCCAGAGCAAAGGGAAAACCAGCAAGUCCAAGAAGACCUCCUGCAGCCCUGGAGGGCGCUCCCAGAAGAAUGGUGUUGACCCCAGUUCUCUGCUGGGCGCUGUGAUGCGACAGGACAAGGUGGUGUACGCCUCCCACCCAGCUCCCACUCCUAACCCCUCCUGCAGCAGCAGUUUCCACCUCGAGGAUGUGUCCGUGCCAGAUGCAGGAAGGGAUACCUGGAGUAUGAGUGCUGCUCCAGUUUCUUCAAGGGGGAACAGCCUCAAAGAGGAGCUGCUGGAUUCGCAACAGGACCCUCUCUUGGCCACCCUGGACUCACUGUCAAUUAAGAGCGACGAGAGCUGUUCCAACAACGAGCUCUUCAGUGCACUGGAGGGGCUGGGGUUGAACGCAGAGGACCUGGAGCUCCUGCUGCUGGAUGAGAAGAUGGUGAUGGUCAAUGUGGACCCAGAGCACUCCCCAUCCCUGAAAGACAGCCUGACCAGCAACCAGAUUCUCUCCUACAUCCACAGCCCUCCAGUGGACAAGCACGAGGGAGGGCAACAGGCAUGUCCCCUGCCAGGCCUGUCCCCAAGCCCACGGGGAGCCCCUGCUCCGUCCCACACUCUGUCUCACGCAGAGAGUGAGGACCUGCCACAGGGCGUGGUGCAGCCCAGCCCUGCCCUGGGCCAGCUCCCUGUCCAGCUGUGGGAACAGCCCCUCCACGCUGUGCCAGGGCUGCUGCCAGAGGGGGAAGGGCCGUCGGAUGGCUCUGGCUCACAGUGGAGACCAGCUGGGGAGGAGGCUCUGCUCCGCUUCCUCCAGCCAGCGCAGGGCAUCCCAUGGGACAAGGCCCCCAGCUCACCCCCAGGAGCCCCCUGCAGGCAGGAGCCACCCAGGGCUCGGUGGCUUGAGGGUGACUAUCCAGCCGUGCAGCCCAUCCAGGAGGAUGCUCACGGGUCCUUCUCCCUGCCCAGCCAGUGCCAGGACCGUGUGGGACGCCCCGGCUGGCCGAAACACCGUCACUCACUGCUGAACGGGCUGUGUGGCCACAGCCCCGACUCCCCUCCACACCUCCUUCCCAGCAGCAGCAGCAGCCCCAGCCCGUGGCAGGACUAUGUUUCCCCACUCCUGGGGUCUCCAGCUCAGCCUGGUUUUUAUGGCAUCACCCAAGACUUCACCUCCCAGCACCAGGGCUGCUUGGGUCCAGGGCCCGGCCUGCUGCCACAGCACUUCAACCUGAACGGAUCAUGCAGCGUGGAAACCACAGGCAGCGGGGACUCCCGGGAGGAGAUGGCUCUGUACCCCAGUUUUUUUCCCCCUUCCUACCAGCUUAUUCCCGAAAAGCAGCUGAGCCCUGUUCCCUCCAUGCCGCAGCACCCUUUCCCGAGCUCAGCUGCAGGGCACUUCAGGAACAUCGGCAGCCAUCUGGAGACCCUGAAUUCCUGCGGGCCGUACACCUCUGCUCUGAGCCAGGAGGGCAGGCACAGGACCCACAGCAGCCAUGGUUUGCCCAGCUCUCCCAUGGGACUCCCUGAAGAACACCCGGUGCUGGGAGGAAGCCUGGCACCCCCCUGCCAGCCUCAGCCCCAGGCAGAAGUGCUGCCAGAUCACCCUCAUGCCUCCAGUGGGGACUUCUGUCUCUAGGAGAGACUGGAAUGGACAAAGCAGGACUAUUCCCUGGGGAAGGAGCUGCCUUCAAGUUGCCCACACCAAACCUCCCCAGCUGCCGGUGCUCUUGAUGUUGGUUGCUUU